Molecule: messenger RNA, 2850 nt
Organism: Dujonia railenensis
Lineage: Eukaryota; Fungi; Ascomycota; Pichiomycetes; Serinales; Debaryomycetaceae
Source: the annotation of a GenBank genome assembly
AUGUCUGACGUUCAGUUUAGCGAUGAAUCUGAUGACGAUAUCUUUAACGACACUAUAGAUAAUGAGACCAUUGACCACAUAUUGAAUAAGCCGAGCCUACAACAGCGAGAUUUGUACGGUGCGGUGGUACCAGAGUACAUCGACAAUAGAGAGAAACAGAAGGCGCCACCUAGAGUAAAGACAGUGUUUCCCCCGACUCAUCACUUCAUAGACUAUGACAACAUUGGGCAAUACAUAUAUCCUACGAACUUUGAAGUCAGAGAUUACCAAUUUAAUAUAGUCAAGAAUUCGUUCUAUAGCAAUAUAUUGGUUGCAUUGCCAACAGGGCUAGGUAAAACAUUCAUCGCAUCCACCGUGAUAUUGAAUUUCAAUAGGUGGUUCCCCAAGUCUAAAAUCAUAUUUAUGGCCCCUACUAGGCCCUUGGUAGCUCAGCAAAUCAAGGCAUGCUGCGGUACUACGGGGAUCUCCACUUCCAUUGUUGCAACACUCUUGGAUAAGACCAAAAGGAAUAGACAAGAAAUUUGGGAUCUGAAAUCCAUAUUCUUCACCACCCCUCAAGUAGUUGAAAAUGAUUUAUCAACAGGAGUUUUAGACCCUAAACUGAUUGUACUUUUGGUAAUUGAUGAAGCGCAUAGGUCUAAAGGUAAUUAUGCGUAUAACAAUGUGGUGAAAUAUUUGAAUCGAUUCCAAAAUCACUCAUUCAGAAUAUUAUCACUUACAGCCACUCCAGCAUCUGAUAUUGAAGGUGUGCAAGAGAUAAUUGAUAAUUUACAGAUUUCCAAGGUUGAAAUUAGAACUGAAAAUAGCAUAGACGUUUCCAGAUAUUUGAUGAGGAAGAAAAUAGAAAGAUUUAACUUGGGAAAUAGUGUGGAAAUUGAACAAUGUAUUGAAUACUUGAAUAAUGCUAUAGAGCCAGUAUUGAAAUUAGCCAAUGAAAGGAAAAUUUAUGACAUGAGAGAUCCACUGAAGAUAAAUGCUUUCCAGGUCAUGGAGGCAUCACAACGAUUACUCAAGAACCCUAAUAUCCCAGAAGGUUUGAAGUGGCUGAACUAUUUCAUAUUGCAAUUGUUGAACAUCGUGGGUCAGUCUUUAAGAAGAUUGGUGGUUUACGGAGUGAGAUCGUUUUAUACAUAUUUUUUGGAUAAACAUAAGGCAUUCGUAACCAAAUUUAACAAUAAGAAAUCUAACAAUAAAAUGGCCGCUGGAUUUUAUUUCCAUGAUGAUGUAAAAAGAUUGCUAAACUAUUGUGAAAAUGCAAUGAGGGAUCCUAAAUUUUUGGGGCAUCCUAAGUUAGAAGUAAUUGUCAGCCAAUUAACUGAUUUUUUUGGUGAUCCGAAUAAUUCAGGUUCACGUUGCAUCAUUUUCACUGAAUUCAGAGAGUCUGCAUUAACAAUUGUCAAGACCUUAGAAAAUCAACAUAAUGAACACUUGAAACCUCAUAUUUUUAUUGGUCAAGCUAAGGAAAAGGAAAAAUUUGAUGAAGUCAAGUUUAUGUCGAAGAGCAAGAAAAAGAAUACAGAAACUAAAAAGGGUAAAAAGAAAGAUGAUGAUGAUGGAGUUGACAGAACAUCUUCGGAAGAUGCACAGAUGAAGGGAAUGAACCAAAAGAUUCAAAAAGAAGUAAUUCAUAAUUUCAAGGAGGGGGAAUAUAAUGUUUUAGUAGCAACAUCUAUUGGAGAAGAAGGUUUGGAUAUUGGGGAAGUAGAUUUAAUUAUAUGUUACGAUUCCACUAGCUCUCCAAUUAAAAAUAUUCAGAGAAUGGGCAGAACGGGGCGUAAAAGGAACGGGAAAGUGAUACUCUUGUUCUCGUCAAAUGAAGAACAAAAAUUUGACAAAGCUAUGGGAGGGUACGAAUAUAUUCAGCAACACAUUAUGAAUAAUAAUCUUAUAGAAUUAAGGGAUAGUGAUCGAAUUUUACCUAAGCAAUAUACCCCGAUAGUGAAGAAAGCGUUUAUUGAAAUACCCGAUGAGAAUUUAGAGAUCGUCAAGCAAGAAGAUGAGGAUGAAAUUCUUCGGAUUGCCACUCAGUACAUGAAAAAGGGUACUAAAGUUUCUAAUAUAAAGAAACCCCAGAAGGCUCAAAAGAGGUUUUUUUUGCCUGAAAAUGUGGAUACUGGGUUUACGAAGGCUGCAAACUUAAUAACAAAAGUGGGCCACACAAAAGAUAUUUUAGAUAAAAUUGUGAGUAGCCUGGACGAAGAAAAUGAAUUGGUAAUAGUAGAAGAGAAGGAGGAAGAUGAAGAGGAAGAGCAUGCGCAAAGGAACAAAUCUAAACUGGAAAUCGUUAGCAAGAGAUUUGCCCCAAAGCUUGAUCUGGAGUUUGAACCAAGGAAAAGGGGAACAUUAGGUUUGAAGCGGUAUAAGCAGGGUCAAAUUACUGACUUGAUGUCCACGGCAUUGCAAGAGAAAACUAGACCCUCUAGUCGAGAGUCAGACCCUACAUCUGAAGGAGAAGAUGUAUUUGAUGACGGUUUAGAUGAUGAAUUGGUUACUAUGGUUAGGGCCUCUUCAACUACUCCCAUACCAACGUCUCAAGCAAAUCUCGAAGCUACCCAGACGAAUACGAUAUACGAAAACCUUCAUGUGCACAAGAAUGAAUUUGGCAAAAACGAAGGAUUUUUGAAUGACAGUGAGCGGGCUCGCCUAUAUUCUUCCUACUAUGUUUCAAUGAAUCCUUCGGAAAUUCGUACUUCUUACGACCCAUCGGAUGGGUUGAAAAAUUUUGUAAGCGGGUAUAUAGGACAUAGCAAAGGUGGGAUGAAGCUACAAAUGUUUUCCGGUAACUAUAGACUUACGAGAGAGAAUUCCAUAGAGGUACUCGAUAUGUACCGAAAGCAUUCAUAUAGAUAA